CCAGUAAUAUAGGAAAGUAAGAAGUCAAAAAUGGAAGAGAGUGCAAGUGUAGAAAGAUGAAUGAAUCCACGCCUCCAGCUUUAUCUCACUAUACGUAGUAUACCUAUAACGUAGUUUUGAUGUAAAUUCAACGAUAUCAAUAGUAUACCCACAGCACUGCGCGGGCUUUUUGCCUAGUCAGUAGUCACAGCUAUCCCCUAUAAUGUAAUAUAUCAAGUUCUUCUAUUCCCCUCAAACCCCCCACACCAAAAAAAAAAAAAAAGAAGAAGAAAAAAGCCAGCAGUAAUAUAGGAAAAUAAGAAGUCAAAAGUGGAAGAGAGUGCGAGUGUAGAAAGACGAAUGAAUCCACGCCUCCCUCUGCCAUCAAAACAAACCUCUCUCUCUCUCUCUCUCUCGCAAAAAUUAAAAAUAUCAAAAUUUCGAGAAAUUUGUUCACUAUUAUUUCAUCAUCAAGGAACCACUGCUUUAGUUGCUGAGAUCUGGUGCCUUAAAGCUCGCCCCUGAAACCUUUUUGCGGUUCUUCGGCCUACUAUGGGCACCUGUAGAGAUUAGUACGUCAGACUGCGAUCCCAAACUGCCUGUUAUACCAUACAUCAGUAUACUUGAGGUUUCUUCUGAAGACUUAAACCCAGAGUGAUAGGGGAUGGCUGGUUCCACUCCUAAAAAUACCAUUAGAUGUCAUCAUUGUGCCGGUCCUCUUUCUAAGGAGAUGGAAACUAGUGCAUGGACAGUCCCACCUCUUAUCAGGGAUAGCUUCUCUAUGAUUGGCUCUGCUGUUGGUGGUACAGUAAGUGCUUUUUAUGGAUUCAAUUAUGUGAUGCCUAUUGUUCAGAGACGGGUAAAAGGACCUAUGUGGUUACAUUUUUUCAUUGGUGCUCCUCCCGUCAUUGUAUUCUCUUCAGCUUGUACUGGUUUGGCAGGUGGUGCAAUUCCAGCUGUGGUCCAACUUGCUUCGUCAUCUUAUCAUGCAGCUGUCUCAUCCUCCUCGUUGCCUCCUGCGACUUCUCAAGAUGAGAAGAUUCACAAGUCCAGAAAUUCCUCUACACUGUGAUCCAGAGUCAAUUGUGUGAUUGUGUGCGCGCAUGAGGGAAGCAUUAAGCUUUGAACUGCGCAAUUGUCCACAUCAGUCAUGUUUCCUGAGCUUCCAACAGCAUGAGUUUGGUCAUAGAGAGUUGCUUGCUUUGGAUGUAGAAGUUCUUAUAUAAUGAUUUGAGCCAACUUAUUAGUGCUAUUAAUAAAACUUUAUGUUUUCAGUAA
Rosa chinensis is the source of this 1257-nucleotide messenger RNA. RefSeq lists its product as uncharacterized. The transcript has 6 exons. Lineage: Eukaryota; Viridiplantae; Streptophyta; Magnoliopsida; Rosales; Rosaceae. The coding region runs from base 644 to 1051 and encodes 135 amino acids. The record is from RefSeq and is a predicted model, not a curated record.